Messenger RNA from Lutra lutra (Eurasian river otter), 1501 nucleotides. RefSeq names its product enoyl-CoA hydratase domain-containing protein 2, mitochondrial. Gene Ontology annotation, molecular function: enoyl-CoA hydratase activity. Gene Ontology annotation, biological process: fatty acid beta-oxidation. Bases 185 to 1333 code for a protein of 382 amino acids. The record is from RefSeq and is a predicted model, not a curated record. The transcript has 10 exons. NCBI's taxonomy places the organism in Eukaryota, Metazoa, Chordata, Mammalia, Carnivora, Mustelidae. Gene Ontology annotation, cellular component: mitochondrion.
GUUCACCCACCUCCAUAUUCCUUCCUUCUCCCUUCAAAACUCUCCGUCACCUCCGUACAAACAGAAGUUUAAGUCCAGUUCACACCGAACAGUCCCUUUUGCUGUAGUGUAUUAUCUAUUAGUGAGUAAAACCUGUUCUCACUUUAACUAGCCUCCCCCUGUAUCUUUGACAGUAGUCAUUAUUAUGAUCCCCGCUUUACGGAUUAAAACACUGACCCUUAAAGAGGUUGGCAUCCUUGCCCCAAAUCACGCAGCGGAGCUGGGUGGGCUUCGCCUAGCCCGGGUUCAAGUCUCCAAAGGGCAAGCGGCGUGGAAAACCACCCUGGGCUGUGCGCCACUAGGUGGAGCAGUUGCGAAAACCAGGGACACAGCAGCGAGCUCUCCCCGGCGUGGACGGAGUAGUGGAGGGGCUCUUGGCACCUUCUCAGCCUGCGCCCAGAUGCUGCGCGCCCUGACCAGCGCCCUGCGCCUUCCAGGCCCCUGGGGACCCCUUCGCACCCGUGGCUGCGCCUCCCAUGGAGCUACUGGGGACCCGGAGAUCCAAGUGCGCGCCCUGACCGGCCGCGACCAAGGAAUCACUGAGAUUCUGAUGAACAGACCGAGUGCCCGCAAUGCUUUGGGGAACGUCUUGGUCAGCCAGCUGCUGGAAGCUCUGGCCCAGCUGCGGGAAGACCAGCAAGUGCGUGUUCUGCUCUUCAGAAGUGGAGUGAAGGGUGUGUUCUGUGCAGGUGCAGACCUGAAGGAGCGGGAGCAGAUGAGUGAGGCAGAAGUGGGGAUCUUUGUCCAGCGGCUCCGAGGCCUGAUGAAUGAGAUUGCAGCCUUCCCUGCGCCCACGAUUGCAGCUAUGGACGGGUUUGCCUUGGGUGGAGGCCUAGAACUUGCCCUGGCCUGUGACCUCCGAGUGGCAGCAGCUUCCUCAGCUGUCAUGGGACUGAUCGAGACCACCCGAGGGCUCCUCCCUGGAGCAGGAGGGACUCAGAGGCUGCCUCGAUGCCUGGGAGUGGCCCUGGCAAAGGAGCUCAUCUUCACAGGCCGAAGACUGAGUGGUGCACAGGCCCAAGCCCUGGGGCUGGUGAAUCAUGCUGUUUCCCAGAAUGAGGAGGGCAACGCUGCCUACCAUCGGGCACUGGAAUUGGCCCAGGAGAUCUUACCCCAGGCACCCAUUGCUGUACGGCUGGGCAAAGUAGCCAUUGAUAGAGGAAUGGAGGUGGACAUCGCAUCAGGGAUGGCCAUUGAAGGCAUAUGCUAUGCCCAGAACAUCCCCACCCAGGACCGCCUGGAGGGCAUGGCAGCCUUCAGGGAGAAGCGGCCCCCCAGAUUUGUUGGCAAGUGACUCCCAUUUAACUCUAAGUAUGGGAGAUGCCUGCUUCCAGGGCAGGAUCCAGAAGGAAAAUUUGCAGGGUGACUGUUCAUCAUUUCACCUCUCCGGGCUUCAGUCUCCUCACAAGGACAAGGAUAGAUAUAAAACAACUGGAAUGGUGUUCCAUACCAAGGUACUACC